GAGCUCCUCCCUCAGAAACUCUGCACGUGAAUGAGGAAGUGAACUUGAGAGACGUGUUGCUGUUCAGUUCCAUUUAACACAUCGUCCUAACAGAGCAUAUGCUAUCUAUAUCGGAAAGUAUCAUAAACAGGAAACAGUAGCCGUGAAGACUGGAAUAUUGUCUUGAGGUCUUAAGUCUCUCGUUUAAUUUCAGUGAAUUUUCUGGUUCAGGCUGACGCGAGAUUUCGGACAAUUGAAAGUGAAAGCAAAGACUUUCAGGCAUAAUUGUAGAGCAACUGCAAAUACCAGACAAAAUGGCAUCCAAGUCCUUUUCAGAAGAGGAUUUCUCCUGUCCUGUGUGCUACAAUAUCUACAAGGAUCCUGUUAUUCUGACCUGUACUCACAGCAUAUGUAACACCUGCCUGCAGCAGUUCUGGGAAACCAAAGGAUCCAGGGAAUGUCCAAUCUGCAGGAGAAGGUGCUCAAAGGAUAUUUAUCCUCUCAACCGGGUUCUAAAGAACUUGUGUGAGACUUUCCAGAGAGAGGAGAACAGUCAGAGAGAACCAUUCUGCAGUCUGCACGGUUCUGAACUAAAACUUUUCUGUGAAGAUGACAAACAGCUUGUGUGUUUGGUGUGUCGAGACUCAAAACUCCACAAGAACCACAACUUCAGUCCCAUCAGUGAAGCAGCUCUUGAGCGUAAGGCAGAACUAAAGAUCAAACUGCAGCCCUUACAGAAGAAGCUGGACAACUUCAAACAAGUUAAAACAACCAGUGAUGAAACUGCCCAGCACGUAAGAGUCCAGGCCCAACACACAGAGUGGCAGAUCAAGGAGGAGUUUGAGAAGUUUCACCAGUUUCUACGAGAUGAAGAGGCAGCCAGGUUAGCUGCACUGAGGGAGGAAGAGGAGCAGAAGAGUCAGAUGAUGAAGAAGAAGAUUGAGAAGAUGAGCAGAGAUAUGUCAUCUCUUUCGGACACAAUCAGAUCCAUAGAAGAGGAGAUGGGAGCUGAUGACAUCAUAUUCCUGCAGAACUACAAGACCACAGUGGAGAGAGCCCGGAGCACACUGCUUAUUCCAAAAAUGGUUUCAGGAGCUCUGAUCAAUGUGGCAAAACACCUGGGCAACCUGAAGUUUAGAGUCUGGGAGAAGAUGCAAGAGAUUGUUCAAUACAGUGAGUUCAGAUCAUACAAACACACACACAAACACACACACACACACACCUCCUCAUUGUUUCUCAGUGUUCCCUUCCUCCCUGCCUCCUCACCAUCACGUCUCUGUGGGCUCCACAUGAAUCUGCUCUCUAAGGUUUAGUGACGCCACAGACAUUCUGAGCUGCAGGCUGAGCUCUUUGUUGUCCUGCAGGUUUGACAUGAGGCCACUGUUGCGGAGAAAAUAGCAACUAUCUUGCAACUCCACAAUCAAGAGUCAAGAGGCUGAAUGUGUAGAUCUGAGGUUAAUCAUAGUCUUCUAAGACAGCAAUAGAAGGUGUUCCAUGGGUCAACGUAGUAAGAAAAAAACUGAGCAGUCUCUUUUAAAAGGAACCUGUGGCCAAUCAGAAUUAGCUCCGUCUAUUUACUUCACCCAAUCAAAACUUGUUGCGUGUUUGGUACCUCUCCCAACUUUCGGGGAUACUUGUGGUGAAGUCAAUUACUGUAAAUCCUCAAAUAAAGACCGGGAUUCAAUGAGAGGCCGGGCUUCAGAUAGUAGCCGGGGGCGUGGUCGAUA
This is a messenger RNA of Clupea harengus (Atlantic herring), 1706 nucleotides long. Its product is annotated as E3 ubiquitin-protein ligase TRIM35-like. The transcript is spliced from 5 exons. Bases 294 to 1292 code for a protein of 332 amino acids. NCBI's taxonomy places the organism in Eukaryota, Metazoa, Chordata, Actinopteri, Clupeiformes, Clupeidae. The record is from RefSeq and is a predicted model, not a curated record. Gene Ontology annotation, molecular function: zinc ion binding; protein binding.